This is a messenger RNA of Notolabrus celidotus (New Zealand spotty), 4941 nucleotides long. RefSeq names its product tyrosine kinase with immunoglobulin-like and EGF-like domains 1 (gene tie1). Gene Ontology annotation, biological process: multicellular organism development; cell surface receptor protein tyrosine kinase signaling pathway; positive regulation of kinase activity. NCBI's taxonomy places the organism in Eukaryota, Metazoa, Chordata, Actinopteri, Labriformes, Labridae. The record is from RefSeq and is a predicted model, not a curated record. Gene Ontology annotation, cellular component: signaling receptor complex. Gene Ontology annotation, molecular function: transmembrane receptor protein tyrosine kinase activity; ATP binding; protein binding.
CAAGUCUAUCUCUGUGGUCAGUGUGACGGAUACAACCUCUUUAAGUCAAACAGGACUGCUGUGGUCUUUUCCGAAGAGAUUUAAUUCCUGAACCUGAGCUCGGGAAGGUUCGCCACGUUAUGCGUAAAAAAGCGCAGCGCUCGUCGUGACGCAGCGUCACCCCUUUGGAUGUAUUACUCAGUCUCACUAAAUCCUAUUUUGUAGAUCUAACCUUUUCCCCCAAUGAGGAUUAUAAUAACCAUGAGGAUUUUGUGGGUUUUUGUGUUGCGUUUCCUGGAUUUUUCAGAUGCUGUGAUCGACCUGACCAUGGUCUCCACAGCCCACUUCACAAACGCCAAUCACUUCUCCAUUGCUUGUAUCAAUGGAGAGCGCAGCUCAGCCCAGGUGGAGCUCGACAUCAUAAAAGAUGACAAGAUCCUCGUAUUCCCGAAGAAACCAAGCUUUAAAGUGCACAAACCCAGGAGCAAAGAGGUCGUGGCUAGAGACUUCCAAGAGCUGGAUCAUAUCGGUAUCUUCUACUGCAAAUCCACGAUGGAAGCUACCCGGCCAGAGACGGUCACAAUGAUCAACAACAUUGGCAAAGCAAAUUUUAUCCCGACCCACCUUACAAUGACUGCUAACAGAAACGAGACGGUUCACCUCAGCAUGCAGCUCCUCAGCACCCAAAAAAGAGAUGUGACGUGGAAGUUUAAUGGAAACUACAAUUACAUGACUCACUGGAAUGAGGUAAUAAACCGCACUGCUGUACUGUCCGUGGAGGUUGUAGAAUUUAAAAAGGAGGGUAUCUACAGUGCCAGCUACGUGGGGGACAGCCCCCUACACGGUGCCUGGAUGAGGCUCAUUGUAAGAGACUGUCCCAGUAAGAAGUGGGGUGCUCGCUGUGAUAGAGACUGUCCAGAGUGUCUGAACGGCGGAGUGUGUCAUGAUGCCGAUGGGGACUGUAUCUGCCCUCCAGGAUUCAUGGGAACACGCUGUGAGACAGCCUGCAGGGAAGGAAUGUUUGGACGAAACUGCCAGGAGUCAUGUGGCUCCGAGAAGAAUUGUAAGGGGCUUCGCUUCUGCCUACCAGACCCUUACGGCUGCUCCUGCGCCAGCGGCUGGUUUGGAAGCCACUGUGAAACACCCUGCCAUGGUGACAUGUAUGGACCAGACUGUAUGCUGAGCUGCAAAUGCGAGAAUGGAGGAGUUUGUAACCGUUUCAGUGGCUGCCAGUGUCCCACAGGAUGGAGAGGACAGCACUGUGAGAAGUCUGACCGGGCUCCCCAGAUCCUGGAUUUGGAUAGUAUGGAGUGGAAUCUGAACUCCAGCCCUAAGAUCUCCUGUUCAGCUACAGGAAACCCCCUGCCCAGCCACACCAGCAUCGAGCUGAGGAAGUUGGACAGCACAGUGCUCAAGGCUUCUCGCACCGUGAUAGACUCCAAUAAGAGCACAGCCCUGUUUGACAUCCCUCGCCUGACUGCUCAACAAGGAGGAUUAUGGGAGUGCAGGGUCUCCAACGAUUUAGGCCAGGACUCCCUCAAGUUCAACCUCACCAUUAAAGAGCCUCCCAUACCCACCACCGCUCCCAAGCUGCUGCAGAGGAGGAGUAAACAGCUGCUGGUGAUGCCGAUGGACUCCCACAGAGGAGACGGCCCAAUCGUCUCCACACGGCUCCUCUACAAGCCAGUGGAGAACGGAGAUUCCUGGUCCUCCAUCAUUGUUUAUAGUGACAAAGAGCCAAUCACACUCAUGAAUCUGGAGCCCUCCACCCGUUACCUUGUCCGUGUCCAGCUGAGUCGUCCUGGCGUAGGAGGAGCGGGGGCCCCUGGGCCAGAGGCAAUCAUGGAGACUGACUGUCCUGGUCCUUCAUCUCCACGCAAAGUGGAGGCCCUGCCCCUGUCAGUGUCAGCCAUCCAGGUGAGAUGGCAGCCCCCUGAAGACCCCAAUGGAGGCAUUAUCAAGUACACCAUAGAAUACCAGCCUGUAGGUCAGGGGAGCCCUCACCCUUGGGUGGACACAGAUGAUGGAAACAAGACUUCCAAAGAUGUGACAGCGCUUAAUGGCAGCACGCUUUAUCAGUUCAGAGUGAGGGCUUCCUCCAAAGUCCCCGGAGAGUGGAGCAAGGUUGUGCGGGCGAGGACUCAAGAAGAUGGCUUUCAGAGUUUGACCCCGACCACCCAGGGUGUGGCUGGGAGGGCUACUGCGGGCAGUUACCAGCUGCUGGUGGCAGUGGUUGGCUCUGUAACGGUUACCUGUGUGACCAUCCUGCUGGCUCUGUUGGCUCUUUUUUUCAUCCGCAAGACGCUGCUCAACCGUCGGCGCACGUUCACCUACCAGUCCGGAUCGGGUGAAGAGACUAUUCUUCAGUUUAACUCAGGAACCCUGACCCUGACCCGACGACCCAAACCAACACCAGAGCCCCUCACCUAUCCAAUCCUGGAGUGGGAGGACAUCAAGUUUGAAGAUGUCAUUGGAGAAGGCAACUUUGGCCAGGUCAUCAAAGCCAUGAUCAAGAAGGAUGGCAGUAAAAUGAGCGCAGCGAUUAAGAUGCUGAAAGAGUUUGCUUCAGAAAAUGACCACAGAGACUUCGCAGGGGAGCUGGAGGUGCUGUGCAAACUAGGCCAGCAUCCCAACAUCAUCAACCUGAUUGGAGCCUGUGAGAACAGAGGCUACCUGUACAUAGCUAUUGAAUACGCUCCCUAUGGUAACCUCCUCGACUUCCUGAGGAAGAGUCGAGUGCUAGAAACUGAUCCUGUGUUUGCCAAGGAGCAUGGCACCGCCUCCACCCUCACCUCCCAGCAGCUGCUGCAGUUCUCUGUUGAUGUGGCAACAGGGAUGCAUUACCUGAGCGAUAAGCAGUUCAUCCACAGAGAUUUGGCAGCCAGGAAUGUCCUCGUAGGGGACAACCUUGUGGCAAAGAUUGCAGAUUUUGGCUUGUCCCGCGGUGAGGAGGUUUACGUUAAGAAGACAAUGGGGAGGCUGCCUGUACGCUGGAUGGCCAUUGAGUCUCUGAACUACAGCGUGUAUACAAGCAAGAGCGAUGUAUGGUCAUUCGGUGUUCUUCUCUGGGAAAUUGUCAGCCUAGGUGGCACACCAUACUGUGGGAUGACGUGCGCUGAGCUUUACGAAAAACUGCCACAAGGCUUCAGAAUGGAGAAACCCAAAAACUGUGAUGAUGAGGUCUAUGAGCUCAUGAAGCAAUGCUGGAGGGAUCGGCCUUAUGAGAGACCCCCCUUCUCCCAAGUCUCAGUGCAGCUCAACAGGAUGCAGGAGGCCAGGAAGGCUUAUGUGAACAUGGCCCUCUUUGAGAACUUCACCUACGCCGGGAUAGACGCCACAGCUGAGGAGGCCUGACUACCAGCCCCCCCAGACCCUAGCUUGCCACGUAGACCAAAGAGGAAGCCCCGAGGAUGGUCGCCGCGUUACUGCCACCACCCUGCCGCUCAGCGCCGAGACAGGAGAACCAGAGCCUUCACCAAAGACACCCAGUUAUAAAUGGAGGACUGUGAAAGGACACUGUGUGGAGGUGUUUGAGGCACUGGGAGAUUGAGGAGUAUGGCUGGGCCUUUUGGGGGAAAUACUGAGCCUCUGUCUCUACAAACCAGUAGCAGUAAAAGGACACACCAUUGUACCUCUUGUGUAGCAAAAGUUACAAUGCGCUAACCUUUUUCUGCGAUAGCUGAAGGGAAGCGGCACAUAAGGAGCUACGUGACUUGCUGAAACACCACAGGGUCUGUGGGGUAUCAAAGCUGGACUUUGCUUCCUUUCCAUUGCUCUCAAUGGAGAGGGAGAUCUUUAAAUGAAGAUAAAAUUCAAAGGACACAGUGUAGAUCACAAAUACUCGAGUUCUCAAACUGUAGAACAAGUAUAAAAGACAUAUAAUGUAGCACUUAAACCAGCCUUAUUCAUGCCAACUGCGUCUGUAACUGUUAGCGUAUCACUGCCAUGUGAAUGUAACUACUACUGUUUGUAUUUUGUUUGUUUUAAAGGAUAAAAAGAUGUAUCAAUGCCUCUUAGUCAACUGAUGUGAAACUAACUAUUGUAGAUAAUCCAUGUGUUGCAUAAACAGCUCCACCACAAGAGUAGUUGUUUGGUAAAUGCUAAUAACACUGGGAGGAUGCACAGUCAGUCAGUGUACCAGCUAUCAACAAUAUAGUUAACACUUUAAGAGCUAAUGCAAUGUGUGGUAUCAUAACGACUGUGUAGAAAUGUACAGAAUGUUUUUUCACUGACUGGUCUCUUUAAUAAAUGUUUUUGUGGUAACUGGACUUAUCACCUUGAGAAGCUGUUCCAUUUGCACUCUCAGUGACUGACAACACUGAAGCUAACUACAGACACAGUAUGUCCCCUGUUUACUCAAACAGCUGUAAGCUUAAAGUUGUGUGGUGAAAAAAUGCAGCUUCUCCCAGAGUUUGUCUUUGUUAGUGUUAAAAAUGCAAAUCUAUCUGAACCUUUUCAUCCAUUACUACAUAGAGGAAGAGCAGUUUCUGUAUCUGUUGUCAACUACACAAUGUUUAUUCAGUCAGUACAAAUAUAGGAGUGGGUGACUGCUAAUAGGAAUACAUGCUGAAGAUUUUUUAACAAGAAUGAAGGUGGAAUUUAGGAAUGGUUGGUGAACUUGAGCUUUAGCUUGCCUGAAAAGUAACUUUCUGAUUGUAGUGUUAGCUUGUUACUUCUUGCUACUCUCCAUGGGGCUUGCCAAAUUUUAAAAGCUAGAUUACACCAAAGCUUCAAUUCAAACUUAAAGUUCAUGUAUUGUGGUUAUCUUUGUUAGUCCUGUUGAAAACAUGUACGAGCUCAAAGCUAAGGUAAGCUAGCAAUAGCAAUAGCAGCAAGGGUAUGUGUACAUUGUGGUUGACCUUUCACAUUUUGCUUAAAAAUGCAGUUGAGGCCUAAGUACCUGCUGUAUGAGGAUGUACAGUAUGUUUUGUUUUGAAUAAAAGUUUUGUAUGACAACUGGAA